This is a messenger RNA of Astrephomene gubernaculifera, 2723 nucleotides long. Lineage: Eukaryota; Viridiplantae; Chlorophyta; Chlorophyceae; Chlamydomonadales; Astrephomenaceae. The record is from the annotation of a GenBank genome assembly.
GUUGUCAGAACCAAGGUUCCACGUUCUAAUCUUGUCGUGGCUUCCAAUGCACGCCCUUGCAUGCAGUAGCAUCCUUCCGUUGGCCUUGCAGUAAGUGCGCAAUGGGAGCUUAAAGCUUACCUGGAUACUAUAUGACUUUUACUCAUACUCAUUCUCCGAUCGAAUAACCGCAAGUGCGUGCAUAUGCAUCGUACCGCUCCAUCCAAGGCGUGAGUCAGUCCUUUCGGCAGCGUACGCAUCUCAUUCGUCAUUUUAUUUCUGCUUGCGAUUAAGGUCACCUGCGAGCCUUAACCCAGCGUUUGCGUCUGGCCCUCCUGAAUACAGUCCAUCCGGUACCGAGACUGGCAUAAAUACGACGAACUAGGGAGGAGCCUUCUUGCUAAGAGCUGGAGUACAGGCAGCCAAUGGGCCUCACACAUGAUUAGCAUAGACAGAAUUACGAUAUUCCUAUAGCAAUGGAGACAAAGAGACCGCUUCAACUGUUAGCAUUUAACCACGUCAGCAGGGUUUGUUCAGACCUUGAGAAAUCAUACGGCUUUUACACGGACGUCCUGGGCUUUAAGCCGGUCAAGCGGCCCACGAGCUUUGACUUUGAAGGCGCCUGGCUCUUCAACUAUGGCGUGGGCCUGCACCUCAUCAAGGGCUCUCCUCUGCCUCGCUCCAGCGAUGUCAACCCUAUGUCCUGCCACAUCAGCUUCCAGGCGGCCAGCCUGGAAGAGGUCGAGCGCUGCCUAAAGAGCUGGGGCCUCAAAUACGUGAAGAACGUAUUCAUGGAGGACGGUAUUCAAAUAGGUCAACUCUUUUUCCACGACCCAGACAACAACAUGAUCGAGGUCUGCAACUGCGACCAACUGCCCGUGGUGCAACUCACGGAAGACAUCCUGGCCUGCGCGGCGCGACCGCCGCCCAUCUCCAUCUCCACCGCUCCGCAAGCGCACAGCAGCUGCUCCUGCGGCGAGACCUGUUCCGACACCGCGAGCGCUUGCGGCAGCAUGAUGACCGAGGACCUGAUGUUGGGCUUGGCGGGAGUCAAGGAGCCCUGCCGUAGCGAAGGCAGCAGCACCAGUAGCACCAGCAGUGACAGCGGCAUGUCAGCGGUGUUGGCUGUGGCUGCGGCUUUAGAGGGCUCUAGAGGGCCAUGCAGCCACCCGUCGGGCUGCUCGGGGGAUGAAGAGGAGGAGGAGGAGAAGGGGGGGUUCGAGCGCUGGCAGGGGCUGUCGACUGCAGCAGCAGCAGCGGUGGCGGCAGGGUCUACUCGACCUCAGCCGUCGCCGCUUCCUGCUGUCGCCUGAGCAGCACCGUGCAAUCGGAGCUCCUGCAUGGAAGGCGACAAGCACGAGCUAGUGCAGCAGCGGCAGCAGCAGCCAUGCCAGAAAGGGCAGCAGCAGCAGCAAACCCAACAAGAACCCACCGGCUGCUGCUGUGGUGUGGCGUGUGUUGCGACGUGGGUGGAGGUCCGUCGAAGUGAAGAAGAGAAGGGUAGGGGUAAGGAAAUCCAUGCAGGAGCAGACGUGUUUUAGGUUUAGCUGUCUGUGAUUCGGUGCCCUACUCCCUUACGUUUUUCGUCCCUCUGCUGCGGUGCGGAGUUGCGGCAUGCAGCCGGGGCUCUGACAGCAGAUGGCGGCUGUCAGGGGGUGUGUGGCGGUGAUGUGUGUGGGUUUUGUAAUAGGAGAGCGAGGCAACGCCGUUGGGCUGUGCCUGACCUGAUAUAAGACGCGUUUAGUGUCGUGUCAGGUCGUGAGCUCGUGACUCCUAAAGAUUGGUUUAUCUUUGUCGUGUCGGCGUGUGAGUGGAAACUCCCUAAGCUUGGCUUCCCUCUGUCGCGCCGGUUUGUGAGUGGAAGUGGUGGUUUGUCGUGUGCGUGGGUUCCAGGUGCCAUGUAAAACCAUUGUCACGGAGUCGGAGGGACGGCAGCGAUGCAUGGAGGCAGCCAUGGGGGCAUGGGGCGAGCGUACCCCGGUAGUUAUCUUGGCCGUGGUUUCACCUGCCUGCUGCCCUGUCGAGUGUACACUGGUUUUUUAGCAUGGUUGGGUCGUUACAGCGCGUGGGUGGUUUGGCGCUUGCGCUGCGUGUGUUGUGUACGGGUGGGUGUUGAUUUGCAAAGACUCAUUGGCUGUGGCCGCCUGCAUGCGUGCUAACCCGGCAUGUGUGAUUGCUGCGGCGUGCGGAACGAAGUGUGCUGGGUACCGAAGGUCAAUCCUUUCUGUAACAUUACCAUUGUAUGGGAAGCUAACGCUGUCUUCUUAACCCUGCCUGUUGGCUUUUUGAUGUCUGGGUGGGCUGCCGCCGGGGUGCAGGCGCUGUGUCAAGGAAGAGAAUGCAUUGUUGUUUGGCUUGUUGCACGAGGCAUCAUGACAAAUAAUAAUUCCUAAGAACCCAGGUAGCAAGGUGUGUUGUACUUACAGGUUAUAGCUGACGUCUGGCUGAUCGUACAUAUACAUAAAUAAGCCAAAGCUGUGUGUUCAUCCAUGCAGGCAACGCCACUGUAGCUUUUGUUGCUUCCCACAUGCGCGUUUGGUGAUGUCUGUACAAGUCGACGCAGGGAUAUUCAUGACAUUUUUGACAGGAUUUUGCCAAUAUAUGCCAACAAUAUGUGCCACAAGUCACGUACUGUACACGCCAGUGUCUCCUUGCCGUCGUUAACCGACGCGUGUAGAUUUGAGGGUGGUGGAGUGUAUAACCAAAAUCCAAUUGUAAACUAAUACUGUUACCCACUUAAAAAG